AUGGAGGGUACUGCAGCAAACAUUAGGAGAAGCGUGGAGAACUCUGUGAAAGAUGGGGAAAAGAUUGAAGGAGCCAAAGGGGAGGACAGGUGGAAAGAAAGGGGUAAUGUGAAGCAGCUGGUGCCGGUCCGGGAUCAGUCCCUGCAAGAGGAGCUGGCACGCCAACAUGCUAAUGAGCGCCUACGGCGCCAGUUUGCUGCCCAGGCCAAUGCCAUCGGCCCCUGGAUCCAGAACAAGAUGGAGGAGAUCGCUCGGAGCUCCAUCCAGAUCACAGGGGCCCUGGAGGACCAGAUGAACCAGCUGAAGCAGUACGAGCACAACAUCAUCAACUACAAGAACAACAUUGACAAGCUGGAGGGCGACCACCAGCUCAUCCAGGAAGCCCUGGUCUUCGACAACAAGCACACCAACUACACCAUGGAGCAUAUCCGUGUCGGAUGGGAGUUGCUGCUCACAACUAUCGCCAGAACCAUCAACGAGGUGGAGACCCAGAUCCUGACAAGAGAUGCCAAGGGCAUCACCCAGGAGCAGAUGAAUGAGUUCAGAGCCUCCUUCAACCACUUUGACAGGAGGAAGAACGGCCUGAUGGAUCAUGAGGAUUUCAGAGCCUGCCUCAUUUCCAUGGGCUAUGACUUGGGUGAAGCUGAGUUUGCUCGAAUUAUGACUCUGGUUGACCCCAACGGACAAGGCACGGUCACCUUCCAGUCCUUCAUUGACUUCAUGACUAGAGAGACCGCAGACACGGACACUGCAGAGCAGGUCAUCGCCUCCUUCCGGAUUCUGGCUUCUGAUAAGCCUUACAUCUUGGCAGAGGAGCUUCGUCGAGAGCUGCCUCCGGAUCAGGCCCAGUACUGCAUCAAGAGAAUGCCCCCAUACUCAGGCCCAGGCAGUGUUCCGGGGGCCCUGGACUACACUGCCUUCUCCUCUGCCCUCUACGGGGAGAGCGACCUCUGAUGCUCUUUCUGUAACCCCUGACCCUAUCAGAACGCAAUAAAGGCUCAAGUGUAGGUUGUUACCUGGAAA
This is a messenger RNA of Rattus rattus (black rat), 1023 nucleotides long. RefSeq names its product alpha-actinin-2-like. Gene Ontology annotation, molecular function: actin filament binding; calcium ion binding. Gene Ontology annotation, biological process: actin cytoskeleton organization; muscle cell development. The transcript is spliced from 7 exons. Bases 1 to 954 code for a protein of 317 amino acids. Gene Ontology annotation, cellular component: cortical actin cytoskeleton; cell projection; Z disc. The record is from RefSeq and is a predicted model, not a curated record. Lineage: Eukaryota; Metazoa; Chordata; Mammalia; Rodentia; Muridae.